AGGAAGAGGAACAGGAGGAAGAGAGAAAGAGAAACAGAGAGAGAGAGAGAGAGAGUAACACGGCAUGUUCUACUCCUGAUCUGCUCCUGUUUGUAGUUUGUGUCAGAGCUGCGUCCUGGACAGUGCUGUCGUUGUUGUUCUUCUUGUUGUUGUUGCAUGUAAGAGUUUGACUCCUCUAUCUUCACUCUUUGGAUAAGAACCCCUGUCACUUGGCUGGAAGCUGCACACUUCCUCAUGGCUAACAUGAAACCCCGAAGUGAGGAUGAGGACGACGAUUGUAAGUCCAAAGAAACUGACACAGAACCCAAGAAUUCAAAAAAGAUGCUCAGCAAAGUGAAAUGGUCACGAGAAGAGGACGAGAAGCUCAAGAAACUUGUUGAGCAGCAUGGCACAGAUGCAUGGAAGUUAAUCGUGAAUUAUUUCCCAACAAGAACAGAUGGCCAGUGUCAACACCGCUGGCAGAAAGUUCUCAACCCAGAACUGGUGAAAGGGCCCUGGACAAAAGAGGAGGAUCAGAGGGUGAUUGAACUGGUGCACAAAUAUGGUCCAAAGCGGUGGUCUGUCAUCGCUAAGCACCUACAGGGCCGCAUAGGCAAGCAGUGUCGAGAACGCUGGCAUAAUCACCUCAACCCAGAGGUGAAGAAGUCCUCCUGGACCCAGGAAGAGGACCGCAUCAUCUACGAGGCACACAAACGGCUUGGUAACCGCUGGGCUGAGAUCUCAAAGCUGCUACCUGGAAGGACAGACAACUCUAUCAAAAACCACUGGAACUCCACCAUGCGUAGGAAAGUGGAGCAGGAAGGUUACCUGCAGGAUGGCAAUGGGAACUUCAGUGCCAAUCAGCCUCAGAAACGACACCCUAAAAGCUGUCAGUCUGUGGAACAAUCGCAAGGUCACGGCCAUCUGCUCAUGAACAGCCAGACACAGGUUGCAGGAUACAUGUAUGGCUCUACCAGCAGACAGGGCAUGGACAGCAUCACAGAGAGCUCGAGCUUCAUUUCUCCGUGCCAUGACGAUCCUGACAAAGAGCAGCGAAUUAAGGAGCUAGAGCUGCUCCUUAUGUCAGCUGAGAAUGAAGUCAGAAGACAGUCCGGUCCUUGUAACCCAGAGACUUACUCAAGCUGGUCAGACAGUCUGGUGGAUGAAACCAUGAGCACCACAGGGACUACCGAAGAAUCAGGUGUUGAGCUGGGUCGACCAGAGAAGGGCCAUGCUCCUUCUGUACCACUGCAUGUCUCUCCCAGCAAGUUCCUGGCAGUGGAGGCCAGCGCUGUGCUCUCUAGUCUGCAGACUAUUCCUGAGUUUGCAGAAACGAUAGAUCUCAUCAACUCGGAUCCUAUGGCCUGGAGCGAGGUGGGAAGUUUUGACCUAUCUGAGUCUGUCAGUCUCCCUAAACCCCCCGUCCAUGAUGGCGCGUACCCAGCUCAAAAUGACACCCCAGAGGAUGUUGGGUAUCAUGCUCCGGCCCCUGCUCUGUGCAGACCCCGUGUUGAAAUGAGUCAGGGGAAACCCAUUCCCCAAAGCACUCGCUCUGCAGGCAAAUUUAACUCCCCUCCACUGUCCCAGACGAGAAAGAAGACGAGAGACAGAGCAGAUCAAUCGCUCGGCGACGACGCAAACUGCAUCUCUUUUACAGACAACAUAAAGAGCUCGCUGAAAAGCACACCAGUUAAAGGACUUCCGUUCUCACCCUCUCAGUUCUUCAACAUAUCUGGGGCUGAGCAUUUGAACCUGGACAAUCCUGCACUAACAUCCACUCCAGUGUGUGCACAGAAAAACUUCUCUGUUACGCCUCAGCAGAGAGAAACCACACCCAAACAUCAGAAGGAGAAUGCUGGAUUCAGAACACCCAAAGUUCGCAAGUCUAUAAUGGCUCACACUCCGAGGACACCCACUCCAUUUAAAAAUGCAUUGGCUGCUCAGGAAAAGAUGCAUGGGCCGUUAAAAAUGGUGCCUCAGCCGCUGGCUUUUUUAGAGGAGGACAUUAGAGAAGUAUUGAAGGAAGAGACAGGGACAGAUAUCUUCAUUCAUGGACAACCUGAACAAAGAGCGUAUGAGGUAGAUGCUCCUGCCAGAAAAGUGAGGAAGUCGUUGCUAUUGGACAACUGGGGGAAAGACUGUCUCAAUGUGCAGUUGUUCCCUCAGCAGCAGAUCAGCACUAGUGCUCAGUCUCAUGACGAUGGCAUGUUGAGCAGCACAAUCUUGAUGACCCCAAUGAGAGAAGGAGAUGAGGACCUCAGCUGCUCUCCAGGUCCACUGAAAAUUGAUUCCCAGCUUCCUAUCUGCCCUCUCAGCCCUCAGGCAAAAAAGGAGCUCCUUACACACCGAAGCCCAGUCUACCAAGCCUCCACACAGGGUCGCAGCGAGUGGGAGGCAGUGGUGUUUGGGAAGACGCAAGACCAGCUGAUCAUGACAGAGCAAGCGAGGCACUACCUGAACUCUUCCCAGCUGCCAUUGUGCACCUCCAGAGCUCUGGUCCUGUGAGCUCCAUGCGUGCAUCAUCUCUGCUCCUGACAGCAGCCCCGUCAUUCUUAGCACUUCUGUUUUAGACAAUCUGGUGUAGGAAACUAAAUGCUCACCAUUUUUCUUUUUUUGUACAUGUGCGCUUAAGACUUACACUGUAUUUUAAAGUAUUUUAACCCACAAGGAGGCGUGUUGACUUGAUUUGAACGCAACUAGGCUUUCUCUUGAGAUUACGCUUUUGUUCUAGGUGUGCUGAUCUAGCUUAAGGUAAUUCUUUGCCGUAUUGUGUAACGUUUAUCCGUAGACAGUGUGAAGUAUUAGGAGAACCCAAGAUCUUUUUGCCUUAGUUGCCGGUUACUGAGAUAUAGAGUAAGUAUUUCAUGUAAUUGAGCAUUUUCUGUCUUUUUCUCUCGUCACGUCAGGUCCAGAGUACGAAAAUUCCAAAGAAGAAGUAAACAGACAAACGCAUAUCAGUUAGUCCUUUGGGAUUUUUAAUACGUUGCUUUUUAGAGGAUUUUUUUUAAAACAAAAAUAGUGUCUUAAGGAUCGAAGAGCACUAGCAGUGUUGCACUACUGAUUGUGGGUAACUGUUAAAGGGAGGGGCUUGAAGCAUGUUUAGGAGGGACUGGAUAGCACUUGCAAUGUGACUGUUUUGGCUCGAACCAUAAUAAGGGUUCUGCUCCGUGUUUUUGUUGAGUUUGACACUUACUGAAUGUAUUGUACAGCAUAUAAUUGCUAAGGUAGCGUCAAAAGAAAGGGUACCUCUUUUUUGUUUGUUUUUCUUUUUCUAAUUUAUUCAUUGCUGUAAUUCGAGUUGUUGAGAUGUUUAUUGAGCACUUGGACUGUCCAGUUUUUGUAACAGACCUACCUUUUGCUGACUGACAUGGCAGUGACUGCAGCCUAAAAACAAAACCAGCAACCUGCAUCCUAGCUGCUUUAGUUUUUAAACUAUCAAAAGUCAUGUUUGGUACUGAUUUUUAAUAUGCAGUCUCACACAAAAUAACACGUUCCAAGACGAGAUGGAUUUCUCCAUCAUUUAGGGCUGUAGGUUCUAUUUAUUAAAUCUUUACUAAUUUAUUUAUUUUAAAGCUAUAAAGAGAAUUUUAUUUCUGUUGUGUUAAGAAAGAAUAUUUGGCUACCUUCUGUGAGAAAUGUUUCCGAAAUUUUUAACAACAUACACUGCCACUAAUCAUUCUUUACUAAUUGGUUUUGAUCUAAAAUCAGUAAAUCAUCUCCAAAGUUCCGUAAGUUCAAACAAGUGUAAUUACAUACAGGUAGCGACAUGCAGCUUUCAAAUGCUUGUGUAGGCAAAUUGCACUUUUUAAAUGUUGUUCAAGUGUCUUUUUUUUUUCCAUCCCCUGAAGUGUUUACAUUUUAAGUCUUUUCGUGAUGGUGAGUGAAGUAGUUGAUUUUUAAUUUUUUUUUGUACAGAUGAAACACUGACAUUGGACUGAAAUAACAGUUUGUCUCUUUCACUAAGCGAUCUCAUCUGUGCAGGUAAAAUUGAAGGCUGUGCUAUACCUAAGAAUCAGAAAAGAAGUGAAUGAAACACAUGCACAAUCCUUUGGAGAUGUAGAACAGUUUUAUUGCUUACAGUAAAUCUAAACUUAAUCUUUGUCUGGUGUUGUAGGUAAUGGAGAAACUUUUUAAAGUAGUGUGUUUGUCAAGUCAGUGUCAGUGUGUUAUACUGGUCAAUGUGAAUUUAUUCAGGUGGGUUUAAAAGGGUCUACAUUAAGGCAUUAUUAUUAAACCAAGCCUCUGUCAUGUGCUGAGAGCUUUAAAAAAUAAAAAUAAUUUUUUUUUAAUAAAUGAUAAAAUCAGUUGGUUAGUCCAACACUAAGACAUCCUGUCCUAUGGGUAGCUUUUUAAAUUAUUUUCAUUUUACAAAAAAUGUAUUUGCAAUCCCAGAGUUUUUUAGGUUUUUCAUCACAUUUCAUAGCAUACGACUUUACGAAUUUAAUGUAACAUUGCAGGUAACAACAGAGUUGUGAGGCAUGUGUGUACAUUUUUGUCUUGUUUUUAAUGUGGGUGCAAGUUUGUGUAUAAAAUUCUAUUUAACACUCAACCACCUAAUCAUAGAUUUUAAAGGGAAGUAGAUGCAUAUAGCAGUUUACAAUGUAUGACAGACAGUACAUUCAGUUUAUUUGACAUAUACACAUUUUCACAAGCAAGACAAUUUACUUCCAACACUAUUUUGCUGUACAUAUAUCGCCUGCCUCUCUAAAUCCUGCUAGUAACCAUUUGUGGCCCUUGUAUGUACUGAGGGGGA
Clarias gariepinus (North African catfish) is the source of this 4732-nucleotide messenger RNA. It is a transcript of the gene mybl1, whose product is annotated as v-myb avian myeloblastosis viral oncogene homolog-like 1. Bases 235 to 2484 code for a protein of 749 amino acids. Gene Ontology annotation, cellular component: nucleus. The transcript has 17 exons. The record is from RefSeq and is a predicted model, not a curated record. Gene Ontology annotation, biological process: regulation of DNA-templated transcription. Gene Ontology annotation, molecular function: DNA-binding transcription factor activity, RNA polymerase II-specific; RNA polymerase II cis-regulatory region sequence-specific DNA binding. Lineage: Eukaryota; Metazoa; Chordata; Actinopteri; Siluriformes; Clariidae.